CCGAUGAGAAUUGAACGGUCUUGUUUUCAUGUUCGUAUUAAACAUGGCGGAGAAUGAGCAGCCGUCAGGCUCCUCUCAUGAGGAUGACAAGUCUCCCAGUCAUGUCAGCUACAACUUUAUGGUGCCAAAGAAGGAAAUCAGUAUGGUCCCUCAUAUGGGGAAAUGGAAAAGAUCACAGUAGGCAUAUGCAGACUACAUGGGAUUCAUUCUAACCCUGAAUGAAGGUGUGAAGAGAAAGAAACUUACCUGUGAAUACCCGAUGUCUGAGACAGUGGAGAAGUUACUCAAUAUGUUGGGAACAUUGGAUCGCUGGAUCGAUGAGACGCCACCGGUUGACCAACCUGCUCGCUUUGGCAAUAAAGCUUAUCGUACUUGGUAUGCUAAACUAGAGCAGGAGGCGGAGUCUCUUGUCACUGCUGUUCUCCCAUCGGACCGUCAAGAUGCGGCUCCAGAGAUAGCCGUGUACCUGAAGGAGUCUGUAGGCAACUCUACCCGGAUUGAUUAUGGCACAGGUCACGAGGCCGCAUUUGCUGCUUUCCUGUGCUGUCUUUGUAAGGUGGAAGCUUUGCACCCGGACGACCAGCUUGCCAUCGUAUUUAAAGUGUUUGACAAGUAUCUAUGUGUGAUGCGCAAACUCCAGAAAACAUAUAGGAUGGAGCCAGCUGGAAGCCAAGGUGUAUGGGGUCUUGACGACUUCCAGUUUCUUCCCUUCAUAUGGGGAAGCUCACAGCUUAUAGACCACCCAACCUUGGAGCCCAGGCACUUUGUGGAUGAGAAAGUUGUAAACGAGUACCACCAGGACAACAUGUUUCUGGAGUGCGUUAAAUUCAUCAAUGAGAUGAAAACAGGCCCUUUUGCUGAACACUCUAACCAGCUUUGGAACAUCAGCGAUGUUCCUUCCUGGUCCAAAGUCAAUCAAGGUCUCAUAAAAAUGUACAAGGCAGAAUGUCUAGAAAAAUUCCCAGUCAUCCAGCAUUUCAAGUUUGGCAGCCUGCUUUCCAUCCAGCCAGUCAAACCGUGAGAGACAAGAAGAAUACACACGUUGUCAGUGAGCACCACCAAAACUCCCAGCUUCAUAUGAAAACUCUUCAAUCCAACUCAACUCCUAUUUACAAACCGUAAUGCAUCUUCUACACCAGAUGUACUUAGUUUUGCUCCUGAAGAUCUACUUUUCUCUAUAGUUCAAUUCCAACCCUACUUUUAAUACACCUUAACUAUGAUAUUGGUGUGUAACUGGAGACCUUGAUUAACCAGUUCAGGAGUGGUUGAGUUGAACUAAUGUUUGCAGGUUCUAGUCUUCAGGUUCAAGAUGGAACUGCUCCGUUCCACAGUUUCUACUAGAAAUAUGACGUAGACCCCAGCUCUGAUGGCGAUACCGCGCAAAUCCUUAUUGAUGCAAAUUGUUUGUAUAGCUUCAUUGGAACUGUUUCUUGCAAGCAGGAAGUCAAACUGCUCCUGAUGCAGUCAUGCACCAACAUUUUCAUCUGGAUUGACAUUUAUAAUUAUGUAUGUGUAUAUAAAUAACAGAACUUGUCACAAUGAAUGGCUUAAGGCUUGGUUUUGGUUUAUUGUGCAGGAUUCCAUUUUCUGCAACAACUGAACAAAGAUGUGUGUCUCAGA
Messenger RNA from Triplophysa dalaica, 1620 nucleotides. It is a transcript of the gene ptpa, whose product is annotated as protein phosphatase 2 phosphatase activator. Bases 197 to 1021 code for a protein of 274 amino acids. Gene Ontology annotation, cellular component: protein phosphatase type 2A complex; cytoplasm; nucleus. NCBI's taxonomy places the organism in Eukaryota, Metazoa, Chordata, Actinopteri, Cypriniformes, Nemacheilidae. The record is from RefSeq and is a predicted model, not a curated record. The transcript has 10 exons. Gene Ontology annotation, biological process: mitotic spindle organization. Gene Ontology annotation, molecular function: peptidyl-prolyl cis-trans isomerase activity; protein tyrosine phosphatase activator activity.